GAAAAAAAUGAUAUUUUCUAUAUGUUUUUUUAUAAAACUAUUUGGUGUCCAAAUACUAUAUCGCAUGAAAGAUGUUCUUGUCCUUAUAUGCAUAAUGUAUAAGAUUUUAGAAGAGAUCCUAAAAAAAUAAAUUUAGAACCGGAAUAAUGUAAAACUUGGAUUAAAGAAAAUAUUACUUAGUAUAUAGAUGGAUAGUGCGAAAAUUAAUAAAACUGCAGAUUUUGCCAUGGAUGGAAGGAAUAUGAUUAUCAUCCUUAAAUUUAUAAAACUAAAUAAUGUUAAAUCUCUAGUUGCUGUGUAUAAAAAGAAAAUAAAGAAUGUCAUUUAUAUCAUUCAGUAAAAGAUAAAAGUAAUAGUAAUAGUAAUAGUAAUAGUAAUAGUAAUAGUAAUAGUAAUAGUAAUAGUAAUAGUAAUAGUAAUAGUAAUAGUAAUAGUAAUAGUAAUAGUAAUAGUAAUAGUAAUAGUAAUAGUAAUAGUAAUAGUAAUAGUAAUAGUAAUAGUAAUAGUAAUAGUAAUAGUAAUAGUAAUAGUAAUAGUAAUAGUAAUAGUAAUAGUAAUAGUAAUAGUAAUAGUAAUAGUAAUAGUAAUAGUAAUAGUAAUAGUAAUAGUAAUAGUAAUAGUAAUAGUAAUAGUAAUAGUAAUAGUAAUAGUAAUAGUAAUAGUAAUAGUAAUAGUAAUAGUAAUAGUAAUAGUAAUAGUAAUAGUAAUAGUAAUAGUAAUAGUAAUAGUAAUAGUAAUAGUAAUAGUAAUUGUAAUAGUAAUAGUAAUAGUAAUAGUAAUA
Ichthyophthirius multifiliis is the source of this 781-nucleotide messenger RNA. RefSeq lists its product as hypothetical. The record is from RefSeq and is a predicted model, not a curated record. NCBI's taxonomy places the organism in Eukaryota, Ciliophora, Oligohymenophorea, Hymenostomatida. The annotation marks the transcript as partial. The transcript has 3 exons.